AUGGCUCUCCAUCUUGGCCUUUCUCCUCUUACCAUCAACCUCGCCCAUCCUCACAGAAGGCUUGCUAGCUUCACAACCCCUAGGAGUUGUCAUGUGGCACACAAAAUCCCUUGUGCAACAACUGAAAGAAGAUCUGCAAACUUCCAGCCUAGCUUGUGGGACUAUAAAUUUAUACAAUCCUUAAGGGGUAGUCAAAAGUCCUACUAUCUUUAUCCAUUCAUCGUUCAGGAUGAUGCAAAAAAUGCUCAAAGGAUCGAAAAGUUGAAGGAGGUGAGAAAUCUAAUUGAUGAGGAAGCACUCGUAAGGCAGCUUGAGCUCAUUGAUGCCCUUCAACAACUUGGUAUAGAAUAUCACUUCGACAAGGAGAUCAAAGAUAUAUUGGCCACCACAUUUGCAUCAUUGGAAAACAUAAGCAUGAUGCUAAGUGAAAACCUUUAUGCCACCGCCCUACUUUUUAGAGUCCUCAGGGAACAUGGGUUUCAUGUCUCACAAGAUAUAUUUAGGAGCUUCAAAGAUGAGAAGGGCAGAUUCAAGGCCUACCUUUGCAAAGAAACUAAAGAUAUCUUGAGUUUGUAUCAGAUUUCCUAUUAUGCUUUGGAAGGGGAGACUACAUUGGAUGAAGCUCGAGACUUCACAACCAAACAUCUGAAGAAUCUAAAUGCUAACCUAUUAGAUGAGCCCUAUCUUCAAGAGGAUGUUGCCCAUGCCUUGGAGCUUCCUUUGAAUCGGAGGAUGCGCAGGUUGCACACCCGAUGGUUUAUCGAUGCAUAUAAGGAGGAGGACAGUAUGCAUCCUGUUCUACUUGAACUAGCUAUGCUGGAUUUCAAUGCAGUUCAAGCUACAUAUCAGAGUGAAUUCAAAGAAGGGUCCAAAUGGUGGAAUGAUUUGGGCCUCGCAAUAAAGCUUAGUUUUGCAAGGGAUCGAUUGAUGGAGUGCUACUAUUGGUCCAUAGGGUGGGCUUUUGAGCCUAGGUUUGGCUUCUACAGGAGAACAGCCACACGAGUUAAUUGUUUCAUAAGUGCGGUCGAUGAUAUCUAUGAUGUCUAUGGUACAUUGGAUGAGCUUGAGCUCUUUACUAAUGCAGUUGAAAGAUGGGAUGUCAGUGCAAUGGAGCAACUUCCGGAUUAUAUGAAGCCAUGCUUUUUAGCAUUCAUUAACACAACCAAUGAAACAGCCUAUUAUGUCCUUAAAGAGAAGGGGAUAGACGUCAUUCCAUGCCUAAGAAAGCAGUGGGCAGAUCUAUGCAAGUCUUUCUUGGUGGAAGCAAAGUGGUACCACAGUGGUUAUACCCCAACAUUUAAGGAGUACUUGGAUAAUGCAUGGAUUUCUUCAUCUGCUCCUGUGACACUGACUCAUGCAUACGUUUGUGUGAGCCAAGAAAUCACACAGGAAGGUCUAGAAUGCAUAAUGAGUUAUCCAGAUAUUGUGCAAAGCACAGCCAAGAUAUUUCGACUUUGCGAUGAUUUGGCAGGUUCAAAGGAAGAACUUGAGAGAGGUGAUGUAUCUUCAGCCAUCCAAUGUUAUAUGCAUGAUGAGGGUGUUUCGGAGUCUGUAGCUCGCGAACAUAUAAGGGGUAUGAUUGAUGCCUUUUGGAAAGAACUGAAUGGAGAUCGCUUCACCAAUUCUCCAUUCGAGGAAUCGUUCAUAGUUACAGCCAUGAAUGUGGCUCGAAUGGUGGAAUGCAUAUAUCAGUAUGGAGAUGGUUACAGCAUGCCAGACCGCGAAACUAAGGAUCGAAUAAAGUUAUUGUUAAUCGACCCAAUUCAGUUCAAUUAGUGGUAUGAAAUGCUCUUUGUAUCUUACAAAAAGAGCUCCAAGUUUAUUGACUUCUAUGUGAUAUUGAUUUUUCUGUCUUGGUGACCUUGUGCAUGUAUUUGAUGGAUAAUUAUUUUGUUUCUUCCAAGAAAAAACAAUUAUGUAGGUUCUCAUUGGUAACAAAUUAAUGAAAUGAACUAAUGGAACAAA
Molecule: messenger RNA, 1965 nt
Organism: Phoenix dactylifera (date palm)
Lineage: Eukaryota; Viridiplantae; Streptophyta; Magnoliopsida; Arecales; Arecaceae
Source: RefSeq, a predicted model, not a curated record